This is a messenger RNA of Henningerozyma blattae CBS 6284, 1329 nucleotides long. RefSeq names its product cleavage polyadenylation factor subunit CLP1 (gene CLP1). NCBI's taxonomy places the organism in Eukaryota, Fungi, Ascomycota, Saccharomycetes, Saccharomycetales, Saccharomycetaceae. Gene Ontology annotation, cellular component: nucleus. Bases 1 to 1329 code for a protein of 442 amino acids. The record is from RefSeq and is a predicted model, not a curated record. Gene Ontology annotation, molecular function: polynucleotide 5'-hydroxyl-kinase activity. The transcript has a single exon. Gene Ontology annotation, biological process: tRNA splicing, via endonucleolytic cleavage and ligation.
AUGAGUGUUUUACCAGGCCUGACUGACAACAAUCAACUAACAGACUCAUUAAUUGAUGCGAGUAAUGAAAUACAGCAAUUAAAUAUCCCAGCUGGUUCUGAAUGGCGAAUCGAAUUAUCUAGUGAAACUAAAUUAGAUUUAAAAAUAAAAUCAGGUAUUGCUGAAAUUUUUGGUACUGAACUAGCUAACGAUAUUAAUUAUUCUUUUAAAAAUUGGAAGUUUCCAAUAUAUGCUGUUGAAGAUGUAAAACUGGAAUGGAAAUGUCCUGAAUUAGCCUCCAAAGAGUUGAAUAUAUUAAGAAAUAAUUCACAACAAUAUAUUUAUAAUUUGCAUUUUGCAUUUGAAAAGAUGAGAGGCUUAAGUUUCGAUGGAUUUAGAGCUAUGGUUGUUGGAAAAUCUAGUUCUGGGAAGACAUCACUGUGUAGAACAUUAGCAUCAUAUGCCAUAAAAUCUAAACCAUAUCAACCACUUUAUGUUAACACAAAUCCUCAGGAUGGUAUAUUAUCAAUGCCAGGUUGUCUAACAGCAACGCCUAUAUCAGAUAUAUUGGACGCUCAAAGUGCAACUUGGGGACAGAGUAUGACAAGCGGUGCUACUGCAUUACACAGUAAACAACCACUAGUAAGAAAUUUUGGAUUGGAAAAUGUUUCUGAAAACAGAAAACUUUAUAUGAAUGUAAUUACCCAAUUAGCCAAUGAUGUGAGAAACAGAUUGGAAGAAGAUUCUCUGGUAUGCAGAUCAGGUACUAUAAUAGACUCACCUCCAUUAAGUGUAUUUGAUGAUGAUUUUAUUGAGUUAAAGCACAUUGUUAAAGAAUUUAACGUUAAUAUCUUAAUUGUAUUGUGUGAAGAUGAAAAUGACCAAAUUUGGAAAAAUAUGAAAACUCAUCUACAACCAUUGAUCGGAAACUUUGUAUUGAGGGCACCAAUUCUUGAUGGUGUUGUUAAGGUAGAUGAUGUCUUUAAGAGAUCACAGCAACGUGAUGCAAUAAGAGAAUAUUUUUAUGGUACUCCUCAAAUUGUUUUAAGCCCCUACGCUAUUGGUGUAGAUUACGAAGACAUAACUAUGUGGAAGCCUAUGAGUAACAUGGAACAAGAUUGGCAGAAUAAUGACAAGACUUCUCAAUUAACUCUUAAAGCAGUUGAAAUAACGUCAAAUAAUAUCCAACAUGCCAUUGUAGCCAUAACGUAUGUGCCAAAGAAUGCAUCAGGUAAUGAAGUGGAAAAAGCUAAUAUUCUAGGCUUUGGCCUAGUGAUGGAAGUGAAUGAGAAAAAAGGAAAGUUCGUAUUCUUUUACCAGUCCCUGGUAGAUUACCUUAUAAAGCGAUGA